Colletotrichum abscissum is the source of this 462-nucleotide messenger RNA. RefSeq lists its product as uncharacterized. Bases 1 to 462 code for a protein of 153 amino acids. The record is from RefSeq and is a predicted model, not a curated record. The transcript is spliced from 2 exons. Lineage: Eukaryota; Fungi; Ascomycota; Sordariomycetes; Glomerellales; Glomerellaceae.
AUGCGGCUACUGAAAUGCGCCGCAUGCUACGGCGAACACGAGGCAUGGCACGGCGGAUGCCCCACCAGGAUACGCGAGAAGGCCAAGAUCAAGGCCGCCUACGGCCUACGGUCGAGGUACCAUCCGGAACAGACGGCCCCGUCGCCGGCCCUAGGAUCGGAAACUCGGACCAGGCCGAACCCGAGAAUCGCAGGGCCGCCACUGGAACCAGGACAAUCCCAGGAGAAUCGCCCGAGCCGGAGCCGGUCCCCAACGAAGAAGAUCCAGAAGAGGCCUAACCCGACAGCAACCCAGGAAUCGGAGGAGACGAUCACCGUAGCCGCAGAGAAUACGCGUCCGAGACGCACAAUCAUCCGAUCGCGAAGAGCGCUCGAGGCGCUCGACCCCAACACGCAGACGACAGACACGCAGACGAUAAGCAACAGCACAGCGAUGGAGAUCGUCGUCGACGAUAGCGAAUGA